Rhea pennata is the source of this 1126-nucleotide messenger RNA. RefSeq names its product LIM domain containing 2 (gene LIMD2). Gene Ontology annotation, biological process: actin filament bundle assembly. The transcript is spliced from 6 exons. Gene Ontology annotation, cellular component: actin cytoskeleton; plasma membrane. The record is from RefSeq and is a predicted model, not a curated record. Gene Ontology annotation, molecular function: actin filament binding. Lineage: Eukaryota; Metazoa; Chordata; Aves; Rheiformes; Rheidae. The coding region runs from base 262 to 648 and encodes 128 amino acids.
CCGAGCCUCGGCCUCCGCCGCUGCCUCGGCCUCCGCCGCCGCCUCCAGAGCCCGGCAGCCACGGGCGGACGGACGGACGGACGGACGGACACACGGCCCGGCGUUUUCCCUGCGGGGGGGGGGAAGCCGUCCGGCGCGGCGUUGCGGCGCGCAGCCCCGGCGUGCGGUGUCGCGAGAGGCCUGUCUGGGACACCUCCUCGGGGAACGCUGCCCUGCGAACACCAGCCGCGGGAUUAACUGGAAGGAGGAGGAGAAGGAACCAUGUUCCAGGCCAAGGGACCCCCCAGCACGCCCCCAGCUCACGAGGCAAAGAACAACUCGGGAGGGAGCACGGUGCAGCGCUCCAAGUCCUUCAGCCUAAAGGCCCAAGUGAAGGAGACGUGCACGGCCUGUCAGAAAACCGUCUACCCCAUGGAGCGGCUCGUGGCGGAUAAACUCGUCUUCCACAACGCCUGCUUCUGCUGCAAGCACUGCCACACCAAGCUCAGCCUGGGCAGCUACGCGGCGCUCCACGGCGAGUUCUACUGCAAGCCCCACUUCCAGCAGCUCUUCAAGAGCAAAGGCAACUACGACGAGGGCUUCGGGCGCAAGCAGCACAAGGAGCUCUGGGUGCACAAGGAAGUGGAGAGCGGGACCAAGUCGGCGUGAGCGGGUCCAGCCACCCCUGCCCUGGAGCCCCGCAGAGAUGGCACAGAGCAGCGCUGAGCCAGGGGCUAAACUGAGCUGAUGUAAAGCAAAGGCCUCUUGCCCUGAUGAGAUCAGGCGGAAGCACUUUCCCCCAUGGGACCCCAGCCCCAUUCCCAAAUUUCACACCUGCAGCCAUGGAGAAGACCUGGGCGCUCCGAGCGCCGGCUCCAACCUCGCCUGCGAGGCAGAGCAGCCCUCCCCGCUCCCGUCGCGCCUCGCGGCGGCUCCGACGGGGCAGGGUCUUCGGUUUACAUCAGCUCAGUUCAGCUGGGAUCGCUCAGCCUUACGGAUGUUGCCCUGCGACUGUUCAACAGCGGCUGUUUUUUUCACAUUUGCCUUCGAUCGGUACGUUCGGCACCGGAGCCCGGCACGGCGGCUUCACGCGUGACACCGCGCCAUGUGCUCUUUUAUUUUUGUAAUACAAGGUUUUUGAACCUUC